Molecule: messenger RNA, 1532 nt
Organism: Nanorana parkeri
Lineage: Eukaryota; Metazoa; Chordata; Amphibia; Anura; Dicroglossidae
Product: lysine-specific demethylase 4B-like
Exons: 10
Biological process (GO): chromatin remodeling
Cellular component (GO): nucleus
Molecular function (GO): histone H3K9 demethylase activity
Source: RefSeq, a predicted model, not a curated record
GGUUUUUUCCUGGGCCAAACUCUGAGACGAUCACCAUGGGGCCAGAGACUUCACAAGCACAGAAUUCUAGUUGCAAGAUUAUGACAUUUAGACCUACCUGGGAGGAGUUUCAGGACUUUGGAAAAUACAUGGCUUAUAUAGAGUCUCAGGGAGCACAUAGGGCUGGCUUAGCUAAGAUUAUCCCUCCAAAAGAGUGGCGACCGAGACGGACCUAUGAUGAUCUGGAUGAUAUGGUUAUUCCUGCUCCAAUUCAACAGGUUGUUACUGGCCAGUCUGGCCUUUUUACACAGUAUAACAUACAGAAGAAGCCCAUGACUGUGGGAGAAUAUCGCAAAUUAGCCAACUGUGACAAGUACUGUACCCCGCGGCACCAAGACUUUGAUGAUUUGGAACGCAAAUAUUGGAAGAAUUUAACUUUCAUGUCUCCCAUAUAUGGAGCAGAUAUCAGUGGCUCUCUCUAUGACAAUGAUGUCCAUUUGUGGAACAUUGCAAGCCUUAAUACUCUUCUAGAUAUGGUGGAGCAUGAGUGUGGCAUUAUUAUUGAAGGUGUUAAUACGCCUUACCUCUAUUUUGGGAUGUGGAAGACAACAUUUGCUUGGCAUACGGAGGACAUGGAUCUCUACAGCGUUAACUAUCUACACUUUGGUGAACCUAAAUCUUGGUAUGCAAUUCCUCCUGAACAUGGAAAAAGGUUAGAGCGCCUAGCAAAAGGUUUUUUUCCUGGCAGUUCUCAAGGGUGUGAUGCUUUUCUGAGACACAAAAUGACUCUAAUUUCUCCUUCCAUUUUGAAGAAAUAUGGAAUUCCUUUUGACCGGAUCACACAAGAAGCUGGUGAGUUUAUGAUAACAUUUCCAUAUGGAUAUCAUGCUGGAUUUAACCAUGGGUUCAACUGUGCAGAAUCCACAAAUUUUGCCACAUUACGCUGGAUUGACUAUGGCAAAAUGGCCACCCAGUGUACAUGUCGGAAAGACAUGGUCAAGAUUUCUAUGGAUGUGUUUGUGAAGUUCCUACAGCCAGAUCGCUAUGAAAUGUGGAAACAAGGAAAAGAUUUCACCACCCUAGAUCUUCUAAAACCAACUGAGUUAUCAAGUCCAGAGCUAGAAGCUUGGUUUAAGAGAAAAGCCCAAGGAAAAGCUGGUCGCAGGACAUAUAGGAAACGUUCCCAGCCCCGGAGACAGAAAAUACAAGAUCAAGAUCUGUUACGGGAGGUGCUUGGCCCAGAUACCAUUCCAGAAGAGAGAGGGGAUGAAAUCAAGACGUGCGGGGAGAACAGUGACAAUAAAAAGUGUUCUGAAGGCAGUGACUCCUCUUUGGACUUCUCAGAAGAAAGUGAAUUCAAGCCUAGGCAGCUUGUUCCAACACUCUAUGUUGUACCACGUACAAAGAAGAUUGUGUUUGAAAAGUCAAGGAUGUCAUGCCAGGAAGCUUUUGAACAUUUUGCAACAGAAAAAAAUAAGUGGGACACAGCAGAACAUGACCGAAAACAAGGACAAGCUUCUCUUGAUAAUCCGAAGAAUCUUGGAGUACCUAAG